AUGACCGCCCAGAACCUUCCCCACGAGCCCGAGUUCGAGCAGGCCUACAAGGAGCUUGCCUCGACUCUCGAGAACUCCACUCUCUUCCAGAAGAAGCCCGAAUUCCGCAAGGCCCUGCAGGUCGUCUCCGUCCCCGAGCGCGUCAUCCAAUUCCGCGUUGUCUGGGAGGAUGACCAGGGCAACGUUCAGAUCAACCGCGGUUUCCGUGUCCAGUUCAACUCUGCCCUUGGCCCUUACAAGGGUGGUCUCCGUUUCCACCCCUCCGUCAACCUGUCCAUCCUGAAGUUCCUUGGUUUUGAGCAGAUCUUCAAGAAUGCCCUCACCGGCCUGAACAUGGGUGGUGGUAAGGGUGGUUCCGACUUCGACCCCAAGGGCAAGUCCGACAACGAGAUCCGCCGUUUCUGUGUCUCCUUCAUGACCGAGCUCUGCAAGCACAUCGGUCAGGACACUGACGUCCCCGCUGGUGACAUUGGUGUCACUGGCCGUGAGGUCGGCUUCAUGUUCGGCCAGUACAAGAAGAUCCGCAACCAGUGGGAGGGUGUUCUCACCGGUAAGGGUGGUAGCUGGGGUGGUUCUCUGAUCCGCCCCGAGGCCACUGGCUACGGUGUUGUCUACUACGUCGAGCACAUGAUCAAGCACGCCUCUGGCGGCAAGGAGUCCUUCGCUGGCAAGCGUGUUGCUAUCUCCGGAUCCGGCAACGUCGCCCAGAGGGCUCCCUUCACCCCGGAGGAGAUCAACCAGAUCGCCGCCAUCAAGGUCGAGCGCAAGCAGAUCUCCGAGCUCGCCUCGACCUCCGCCUUCGCUUCCAAGUUCAAGUACAUCCCCGGUGCCCGCCCGUGGACCAACGUUACCGGCCGCAUCGACGUCGCUCUCCCCUCCGCUACCCAGAACGAAGUCUCCGGUGACGAGGCUAAGGCUCUCAUCGCCGCUGGCUGCAAGUUCAUCGCCGAGGGCUCCAACAUGGGUUCCACCCAGGAUGCCAUCGAUGUCUUCGAGGCCCACCGUGAGGCUAACGCCGGUGCCUCCGCUAUCUGGUACGCUCCCGGUAAGGCCGCCAACGCCGGUGGUGUCGCUGUCUCUGGCCUUGAGAUGGCUCAGAACUCUGCUCGCGUCAACUGGACCUCCGAGGAGGUUGAUUCUCGCCUGAAGGGCAUCAUGGAGGACUGCUUCAAGAACGGUCUGGCUACCGCCCAGGAGUACGUCACUCCCGCCGCUGGCUCCCUGCCUUCCCUGGUCGCUGGUUCCAACAUUGCUGGCUUCACCAAGGUUGCUGAGGCCAUGAAGGACCACGGUGACUGGUGGUAA
Molecule: messenger RNA, 1305 nt
Organism: Penicillium waksmanii
Lineage: Eukaryota; Fungi; Ascomycota; Eurotiomycetes; Eurotiales; Aspergillaceae
Exons: 3
Coding region: 1-1305 (434 amino acids)
Cellular component (GO): cytosol
Molecular function (GO): L-glutamate dehydrogenase (NADP+) activity
Source: RefSeq, a predicted model, not a curated record